CGAAUUCGUCCUUUUCGGCACGUGGGCCAACCGAGCUGCAAUCCGCCUCGCUGUUCUCUUAAUUUUGCACAGUUUUGUGCAUUAUUUUUACUCUUUAACUCUCGAUUACACACUGAAUUAUCAAGGUAAAGUAUAUUUUCUUGUUGUAGCUUGUAUUAAAAUAGUUCGUUACAGAAUUUUUUUAUUUUUUGUGGCUCCCCUAUUUGUAUCCGGCACUCUCCCACACAUCACUUAGAAUUAACCUGCAAAUUGCACAUGGUUUAUGCGAUAUAUCUUUCGUUAUAGCUUUUCAUUUAUUGCUUUUUAGACGCAGAUCUCGUCAAGUGCUGGCACAAUCGAGUCCCUGCAAAUAAUUCCCUUCAUAUAGAUGUAAAAGAUCCAUAAAUUGUGACGAACAAUUAGUUAUAAGUUACCUCUCAGGCUAUGUCAGCUGUUUUACAAAAUUGAAGUCGCAAAAAUACUGUAUUUUAGAAAAAAAUGCAUUUCUUUCACGUAGAAAAAAAAGGUUUAAAUAAGCCCAAUGAGUUUGAUGCGUUUUUACAUGUGCAGAAUCAGAAAAUAAGACUUCGUUGAACUUAUGCAACUUAAGGGGUCGAUUGCAUAAUAUGCAUGUUAUAUGUGUGCAUGUUUAAAUAGUGCAGAGUGUAUAGGUGCCAGAGGUGUUUGUCUGUGUUUCUUAAACUGUGGUUGUAGUUUAUUUUAUUAUACAUAUUUUCAGUUGUACUGAACUUAAACCAGCUGGUUUAGUUCAGUGAAAUCACACAUACAAAACCACUCUAAGACCAGGUUAAUAUCAUUUAACUCCAAACCAUGACAUCAACUGACCUGCUAUGCAACUGCUAUGUUCCUUAGUUAUCACUGGAGUGAGGCUUUUAAAAAGAAAUAAUAUUGUAACACACAAAAGCCUAUUUUUAUUGCAAGUCCCCAUAAUUACACAGUUAUGUUGUUAGGGUUAACUUUUUUCAGUUUUUUUUUCCUGGCCCCGGUUGUUCAAAAGUUGGAUUGCGCUAUCGACCGGAUAAAUCGCUAUCUUUUGGAUAAGUGCUAGGGAAACCAAUAGCGUUAUACAGUGGAUUGCGAUUUAUCCAGUGGAUAGUGUUAUCUACCUUCUGAACCACAGGAGAAAAUAACAGAUUCCCAUUUUUGGAUAUUUUAGGGUAUUUAAAGAAUACCCAUAAAAAAUCCCAAAUUUGGCAAAGUGAGACAAGUCCCAACCAGGGAAUUCCCAACCAAGUUCCCUGGUUAGGACUUGUCUCACUCUUCCAAAUUUGGGAGUUUUUGUGGGUAUUCUUUAAAUACCCUAAAAUAUCCAAAAAUGGGAAUCUGUUAUUUUUUCCUGUGAACAAUUGGCUCCUGAUAGUCACAUUCCUGUUUGCAGAAUGUAUCGUCUACCUAGUUUGAUCCGUCCUGCCCAGCAGCGGAUUUCUCUCAAAAUCCUCUCCCCUCGGCUGGCCGCAGGGUUCAGCACUUCACACCGGCAUCAAGCUGCUAAGGAACUCAAGUUUGGAGGUGAUGCCAGGUCAAGCAUGCUCAAAGGUGUUGAUAUUUUAACUGAUGCUGUUGCUGUGACGCUAGGCCCAAAGGUUUGACAGUCUUGCUGUUUUUAUUAUGAACACAAACAACUAGGUUGAUGCCCAAAACAUCACAUUACUGUGUCUUAGUCAGAAUGUUGUAACCGAUGAUGCUGGGAAUUCAGAAAUGCAAUUUUUUCAAAUUUGAAUCUUACUAUUGUUGACAUACAUACGUAAAUAAAUACACUGUCUACAGGUAGCCAUUACGACGCCUGAAGGAGGAUCAUGAUGUUAUCCCUAUACUAAGAUCUCUCCUUACAGAUAACCCACCCAGCCCAGGAAAGGUUGGCCACACCACCAGGGUAUACGUCCCCUACUCUGUUUGAACAGCGGUGUUGGUUCUUGUGUGUCCCACAAAAACCAGAUAAGAGAAAAUGCUGUGAGAUGGGACCUACAGUUUUUUGUCCUUAUUCGAGAAGACUAAAAAGUCUAACUGUUUGGCGAUAUCGUUACAAAGGCUGCACUUUCUUCUCAGUUAUUUAAAGACCUGGCAUGUUGGUCUGGCCGGGUUUGAACCCUGGACCUCUUGCUCACCUCCCAACUGAGCUACAGUCUCAGACAAAAAUAGUUGGGACACUUUAACCAAACGCUGUUUUUUCCCAUCUCAUGCUUCCCUCGUCCCUCUCAAAGUUGUUUAUCGCGGUUUGGUCACCAAAUCUUGUACACCAACAUUGAGGGGACAAGGAGACCCCAAAGUGUCCCAACCAUUUUGACUGAGACUGUGUUUUUGAGGAAUUUUAGAUAUGUGACUCCUCGUUGGCUCUAGUGGCGGGAAAUCGCUAGGCAGGUAUAUGCACGUUUCGGAGCCAUUUUUUCGGAAAAAAUAUUAGAGAUUCCAAGGAUAGAAAAAGAGAAGACAAUUAAUAGAGGAAAGAAGUCUUUGUUUCUUUAAUUACAACAUUCCACGGUAUUAGGAAAGCUUUCUACGUAUUGGGUUUAAAGAGUGAACAACGGAUAAGUCAAAACUGCGCGCAUUAUUUCGCAGGCUGUGUAUCUUGCCGCUAAUAUAUUGUACCGGUGGAGACACGGUUGGACGGGUCACCAUAACGGGUCACCAUACUAUCCAGGGCGUUUUCUUAGACCUCUCUGGUAUAUAUAACGGAUUAAGAUAGAAAAGGAUAAGGUACUUUCACACUUAAUUGAAAUAGCCAAGGUUUAUAUCGCCUUGAUACAUGUAAGACAAGUUAUUAAAACUUUGAUCAUGGUGACACGAUUGUUCGCUGAAAGAAACUUAUAAAUAUCUUAAUUGAGUUAAUGUACGGUGACCCGUGUACGCGUUGAGUAGAACGCUUUUUUGGAGGUUUUAAGGAUAGGUAGUGUCCUCGUUUUAUAUGAUUCAUGUUUUUUACCUCAAGUCCCACAUUUAUGGCACAGUAGUUUGUUUUAGAGUUAUUCAGAAAGGUGUAUAUUUGGGGUAAAGAAUGAGAACCGAUGUCACCAUUUGGCGCAGGGCCAAAUUAACAUAUGUUGUAAACAACUUAUAAAAAGUCAGGGGUCGAUUUCACAGCAGUAGCCUGGAAUAUUAUUAAGAAACUUUUUGACGUCGGACCAAACAGUUACACUAUUGUUGGACACCCUUUUUACGCACUUGUAGUCAAUAGUAUCUUUAGAAAUUUAGAAAGAGGGAUACUGUUGUCGCUGAUACGUCUUGGGAAUAAUCCUGGCUUGUUGCAUUUUCAUCCAAACUGGACGACAAGUUUCCCCCUGUCUCUCGAAAUCGCUUAAUCGCUCUUUCAGCUGUCUUUCGCCUCUUGCCCUUUAGUUAGAAAGGCGUCCCUUUGAGCCUUGUUCCUACACUCUUUCUUGGCAAAGAGGCCUUCUCUAUUAUUCUCCACACAUUUUUUCUAGAAAUGUGGCACAUUCGAGCGCCUCUCCGUAUAUGAAAACCCUGAAUCUUACGUAGAUAGCAUGCACGUGCUAUAUUGUCACGCUAUCAAUCGUACAGUUUAGUGCACACUCAGUUCCUUUUAUUUUCCAAUACUCUAUUCUGCCCAAGAAAUUUCUGCGAACUGGUCAUUCUUUGAGUUAUGUUGUUAGGCCCAAAUAACUUAGUUCACUGCUAUAGAAACGUUCGCGAAACACAAUAGAUACCCAACAAACCAAAAGCCCAUCGCUUGUGACCGACGUACCGAUUAACCUCCGUAUCUGUCAACACGCCUUCAAAUUCCUCCCCGAUACAGUCUCAGACAAAAAUAGUUGGGACACUUUAACCAAACGCUGUUUUUUCCCAUCUCGUGCUUCCCUCGUCCCUCUCAAAGUUGUUUAUCACGGUUUGGUCACCAAAUCUUGUACACCAACAUUGAGGGGACAAGGAGACCCCAAAGUGUCCCAACCAUUUUGACUGAGACUGUAGCUAGGCAGAAGAGAAAGGAGUGGUUGAGAAAUGUACUUGCCUCUAAAUAAGGAACUGGCAACAUCCCCGUCCACCAUCAAUAUUAUUGAUCUUUAAAAGGUUAAUUAAUUAAUUUAUUCCCAUUGAGUAGACCAUAGUGUCUGUUGGUUACUAAAAGCCCGUAAUAGUUUUGCUAAAUCUAUGUCCAAAGCAUUCUAAUGGAUGGCUAAUUAAGCAGUGAUUUUUGAUUUUGGCCAUUCUAAGGAGACAUUUUCCCAUAAUUAUGUGAGUUCUUUCUCAACAGCAUAUUACCUACUUUGAAUGUUAUGCCCCCCUUUGUUGUGGACAUUUCACAAGUUUUUUAAUAUUAUUAUUGUACCUUUAUCUGCUAUCAUUUUUCCUCAAGUUGAAAGCUAACAAGCCAUUCUUUCCUUUUUCAGGGCAAAAAUGUUAUAAUUGAGCAAAGUUUUGGAGGACCAAAGAUCACUAAAGAUGGUGUGACAGUAGCCAAAGCUAUUGAACUUAAAGACAAGUACCAGAACAUUGGUGCCCGCCUUGUGCAAGAUGUCGCCAAUAACACAAAUGAGGAGGCUGGUGAUGGUACCACUACUGCCACUAUACUGGCCCGAUCCAUUGCAAAAGAAGGAUUUGAAAUGGUGUCCAAAGGGGCAAACCCUCAGGAGGUCAGACGAGGUGGGUGUGGCUGAAGCCUAUAUUUUCUUUUUAGCCUCUUCAAAUGGCCAAUUGCACAAUUGGUUUCCCUCAAUUUAUCCCGCCGGACAUUAAUUUAUCCAGUGGAUAGAGCUAUCCAGCUUUUGAACAAAUGGUGCGCGGUAGUAGUCCUUAGACUGUCCUCAAUACUACUUUGUCCCUACUACAUGAGUGUGGGAGAGGUUUUUAGACCAAACAGAAGCUUUGUCAGUUGCAAACCCUUGAAGUAUAAGGUCAACUUUAAUUAGUGUUAAGUGAAAAAGGCCCAUGCAUAUUUGAAUGGAGGCCAUUGUCUCAUAUCAAGAAAUGAUAUUACCAUUGUGACACAGGGCUGUGAGAUGCAAGCCUCUUUUCUUCACUUCAACUUGUUAGAUACUUAGCUUUCUCUAGGAAGAUCCUGGUACUAGGGACAAACCAGACAAAAAUGCCAGCAGGUUGUUUAGUGGGUAGUCACGGCAAGACAAUUUUGUUUGGCAUUACCAGAUUGUAAAGAACUGCCAUCUGUUGCUGAAAGGUAGUUAUUAAGGCCAGUAAAGAGAGCAGAAGGGGCCAAAUUGCAUAUUUGUUAUUGUUGCCCACCAUCUAUAAUACCUCGUCUACUUGGUAACCACACAGACUGAAAUUUCUGCAUGUAAACCCAACAAAAAGUAAUUGUUCUGCCUUCUAGGAUCAUCCUGGUGCUGCUAGGACUUUGCUCCCUCUAUGCAAAUAGCCCCUUAGGGAAGGGUUCUUACUGCAGGCAGUAAAUGCGUGUGGUGUUAAUAAAAAAUAAAGGCUCGCAUACAGCUGUGUUGCUUUUGCAAAGUCUUCUUGUGUUAAUUAAAACUAUUUGAUGGUAUUCUUAACUGUUUUACCAGGUGUUAUGUUGGCUGUGGAGACUAUUGUUGAAAACCUGAAGAAAAUGUCCAAGCCUGUCACUACUCCUGAAGAAAUUGCCCAGGUAUAUCGACUAGUUGAACUUUCAAAGCUACACUAGAAAAAAAGUAAUAAUUACAUCUUAAUUAGUUCUAGGCAUUUUAAAAUAGUACAUAGAAUUAUUUUUCUACCACUGUUUUGAAGGGUUUGUCACCUACCAUAAUGAUUUGAUUUAGAGUCUUUAUAGCCAAAUAACAUCAUGCCUCGCUGAGAAGAGAUGGCUGUUUUCACAGGCCACGUCAUGGCAUAACUGACAUUUGACCAACAAUAUGAUGAUUUACAAUAGAAACUCCAUUAAGCGGCCGCCUCCAUGGUAUAGGCAAGUGGCCGCUUAAUGGAGGCUGGCCGCUCAAUAGAGUUUUGUCUUAAAUAAGGAGAAUGGGUAGCAGAAACAUCACGUGAUGCGACGGAAGAAGCAUUUUUGGUCCACAAUCGUUUAUCACCAUCUAUCCUGAACUGCAUUUUCCUUCAUCAUAUUCUUAAAAUGAAGUCGAACUAAGUGUAUCAAGCGCUUAAUGGCAGUUUAAUAGAGAUGACAACAAUGGGAGAACUCUUGUUGGGACGGCAAAAAUAUGGUAGCAGCCACUUAAAAGAGGUUGCCGCUUAUUAGAGGUUUACCCGUACGAAAUGAGCAGUGCUGCUGCAGCGCUGCAGAAUGGCUUCAAGAAGCGCUACAAAAGAGCUGUAAAAGCGCUGGGCUGCAGCAGCCGCAAAUUUUGGCUGCAGUGGAAAGCCCUUUGACAGCGAUAAACAGCGCUUUUGCAGCGGUACAGAAAAUUCCCGAAUUACGAUCUGUGCUGCAAAGUGGCUGCAAAGUGGCUUCGAAAAGACAAAGAUUGUUGUUACUGGUAAUGCCCUACCACUCGUUAGUACAAAAAAAAAAAAAUGCAGGCUCCAAUAAUACAAUAAUCAUGAUACAUGGUAGAGGAGUUGACAAGGCCUUAGUAGCAGAGUAAAAACCACUAGAAAGUCAAAAUGCAACUUUUUCUUUAUUAGUAUCCACGCGUACACGUUACAAAAGCACGUGACAUAGAACAAAUCUGCAGCAGUCUCGCUUUGUAAAUAUUUAGCAGUCACGGUCACUCAUUUGAAUGUAAGAACAUCCAUUAACAUGCAGACAUUGAAAAUUAUCUUUUUUAAAAAUAAAGAGAAUAACAGCGAUUGUUCUACAUAAAGUUUACACGACAGCAGCCAAAUGAUAUUUUGAUUCGUUGCAACGGGCUAAGCUGGAUUUUGCUCACCUUGACGUUUUGUCCAUGAUCCACGAUCUUCUACACUUUUUUCAUGAAAGAAAUCAACCCAAUUUUACUUUGGUUGUCCUUAAAUUUUACAAUGGACUAAGGAACGAACAUUACCACGAGCGUAUAAGAAUCUUGUAAGUGCGAAGCCCAUCUGAGAUUCUUGUAUCUGUGUUGCUUGCUCUGGUUCGAUUCGUCGAUACUUGGCGUAGAAGUCACUGUUCAGUGCGUUGUUUGCAAAUACGUUUGAGCUGUUCCAUCCAAAAACUUCAACAGAACUUCCAUCUCGAAACAGAACUAGAUGCCAAAAAAAUUAGAAUGUUUGUGCCUAGGAUUCAACGGUUGCAAAUGUUUGGGCGAUCCCGUGUUUGUCUAGAGAUGUAAUGGGAUCUCUUGCGAAAGGACCGACCAAUUAGAUUACGGCCUAGAAUAUCUCCAGGGAAUUAGCGAUAACAUUCCCACACUCGCUGGUCACGGAAUGAAAUUUAUUGAAAUCUUUAUUCCGAAAGCAUAGAAUUUGGAGGUUUAUUCAAUAAGUGAUCUUCCUUGCGCACAAGCUUACUCACAUUUCUUAGAGGUACAGUCAAAGUUUCCGCGUUAUAAAAGCUGUAAUCUGUGCCAAGGCUUUAUCUGGCGAUUCAUGUUAUUGGCGCUCAAGAAAGUCACAUCGACUGCAACUGAAUUGUAGCCUUACUGCAGCUACUUCGCAGCGUUUGAAAGUCGGCAACUGCGCUGCAAAACCGCUGCCGAAAGCUUCAAAGAGCCUUCAAAGGCUGCACAGCACUUUUGCAUCACGCUGCAACUUGAAUGAAGCUGCUGUUUGGCUUCUAAAAGGCUGCUGAACAGCUGUAAUAGGCCACUUGCACUAAGAGGUCACGUGACUAAUGCUUCCUUUAAACAAUGAGUUGGAAUCUUGCUGAUGCCAAAACUUGACAGAGCACAUAAAAAUUAUCUUACACCCGAAAUUUGAGAGGAAACGCAUUUACAGGGGAUAUUUUAUGGCACUUUGAUUUUUCAACAAAGUAGUAUCAUUUGUAUUGGCCGCCAUGUUGGAGGGCAUACUCUUGCCCUCCAUCAUGGCGGCCAAAACUACUUUUUGCUUAGAUCUUGUUAACGUUUGGUAGUUACGCUCAGAUGUGCUGUAAACAUUCCCACAUCAACUUUUCAACACUUUCCUUGAAGUUUAAGUGCAAAAUUUGUGUUCAGAAAGAGGUAAUUCAUAAUUUUAAAAAUCACAGUUUGGUCACGUGACCAGCUACGAACUCACUCAUUUUAAGAAAAUGGUAGAGGUUUGAAAAACCAAAUCACUAUUAUUUUGCUAAAAAUAGGACCCACUAAUCGUUUUUUGAAGAAAAAGUCAUGUAACUUUCAUUUUCAUAAAAAGAUGUCACAUGACCUCUUAGUGCAAAUGGCCUAUUUAGCUGUACAGCUAUUUUGAAGUGAUUUUGUGGCGCUGUACAGCGCUGCAAGUUUCGUACAGUAAUUCCUGAUUCUUUUCUACAAUAAUUCAGGACUUUGAUUACUGGCCACUUUGUACAGAGUGGCCGCUUGAUGGAGGUUCAACUGUAUUUGACCAAUCAUGUCAUGCUCCUUAAUCAGUGAGAGUUGAAUACCAUUAACUGGUCAUGAUACAACUUGCCUUGUAUCUGAAGACGACUUAAUUCCGCUUCAUCAGUCAUUGUCAACAACAGUCCUAUUCAGGACAACACUCAUCCGGAGGACCAUAUAAUCCCACCUACAUACGAAAUGAGUCCCGGGGUCAAACCUUUCACUAUGAUACAUUUUUUAUGCAGUGUUCAUUUUAGAAUUAUAAAUUUUAUUUAUGAGACACGCCAUCAACUUAUGCACCUAUCAAUGUAAACCCUGUGGGGGGGGGGGAGUGCGGGCAAGGGGUGGGGAUUUGACAAAUUUUAAAAUUUUUCGAUCAAAUUCCCCAGGGUGGGAAACGAAAGGUCAAUCAAAAGUGUCAAAAAAGCCUCCACCCCAGGGGAAAAAAUCUAAACAAACAGUGCUAUAAUACUAUAUAAAACGAAUAAAAGAACAUUUCAAACACGUUGUUACUACUUUUAUUUACGGUUAACGGAAGCUCCAUUAAAUUACUCGUUGUAAUUAAGUAUUUUCUCUCUCCACUAGCAUCUCUUAUCUUGAACAACAAAAUUACUCCCGGAAGAUUGACUGUGCUAUAUAAUAUUAAUAAAACUUAAAAUGCUUUAUAACAUCUGCUCAACAUGUCGGAACAGGUCGGAUCAGUGACCCAUAAAAAAUCCUCUGACUUUCGUGGUGGAAUUCGAUUUCAAUCGAGUUUUACAAUCAGAUGGGAACUUGAAGAUAAAAACUUUCUCAAAAUAGACAUUAUCUGUUUAGAUGACAGUUUAAAGUAUCGGAUUAUGGCGAUUAAAACAAAUGAAAACUUCAUACCUUUCUCCAACAGCGUGACUUUCAGGAAGCCUCGAGGGACGGACUUGGUAACUGCUUCUAAAUUGAUACCGGGCUUUUGUCGGUCAAAGUCAAAUGUCCCGACCCCGGGGUCGCUUCGCACGAUCAAAAGCCCGAUAGCGGGGAUAGUCCCAGGCAUCAAUUCCCCUCCCCUUGCCCGCACUCCCCCCCCCACGGGAUUUACAUUGAUAGGUGCAUUACUUCUAGGUGGCAACAAUUUCUGCAAAUGGAGACAAAGGCAUUGGUGACCUGAUCUCAUCAGCAAUGAAGAAAGUUGGAAAAAAUGGAGUUAUUACCGUAAAGGUGAAUACUUCAGUUUCAAUAUUAUAUUAUUCUAAACAUUUGUGGCUUGUGUCAUAUAGUUGAUUCAAGAUUUAAAUAAUAGGAGAUUUGAUACCAGGUUAAUGUAUUAAAUUUUCACAUUGUAGGACGGCAAGACUCUUUAUGAUGAAUUAGAGGUGAUUGAGGGAAUGAAGUUUGACCGUGGAUACAUUUCCCCUUAUUUCAUCAACACAACCAAAGGUAUUUUGGUAACAUAAAGUGAGGCCAUGGCUAAAAAUAAUUAAAAGAAAAUAAGCCAACUAAAGAUUUUUAUAAAUUUAAGGGGUCAGUUGAAAUUUUUAUUGCAGUGAAAUGUUAACUGACUUGUCAUAUUUUCCAGUGUAGGUAGUUGUCUACAACUCUUUGCACAAUGUCAAUUAAUAAUUAAUUGACAUUGUGUGAGGAAAAGUUAAGUAUUAUUAUUAUUAAUUUGAAAUUCGGUCGUCUUUGCCUCUUUGAAAGAGUCUGAUCACUAAUGUUGCAUCCAUUGAAUAAUUACUAGCUUAAUCCUAUGACAAUUUUUUUUUUCAGGACAAAGAGUUGAAUUCCAGGAUUGUUUGGUUCUUCUUUGUCAGAAGAAGAUUUCAUCAAUUCAGCAAAUUGUCCCUGUACUGGAACUCGCCAAUGCACACAGGAAGCCGCUUGUUAUCGUAGCUGAAGAUGUUGAUGGUGAAGCCCUUACCACCCUUGUACUCAACAGGUAUUAAACUAUCAUUAUUUUGAUAAAUGUUGUAUGUAACCCGAGUGGACGUUGGUGUAGGAGCCGAUCGAUGGGGCACUUUCAAGUGAAGAGUAAAUAAAAUAUAAUAUUUGAAAUACUUUUAUUAUAGCUGUUAUUGAGUUGAGCUGUUUUACCGAGACAAAAAAUUACACAAAAUGCUAUACGUGGUUGAUAUUUUUAGCUUAAUUAUAACUAUAAUGAAAUUCUCAAUCCUGAUUGGCUAUCAGCUGUCCUGAUUUCAGAUUUAAUAGGACAGAAUAAUAGGACAGCAAUACAUUUAGUAAACUUAUACCCCCGGUACAGUCAUAAUCCAACUGUGGAAAGUAAUUGUGUAUGUGAUAGGUUUUAUAGUUUUAGUCUUAGAAAGGUUUCAAGAAUGUAUUAUAUACUCAAUAUACUAUCUUUUAUUUUUUAUUUAAUUAAGGGAUACUUGUUAUGCUUGUAGAUAAUCUGUGUCCCCCAUUAGCUGUAUAUAUAGCUAAAUACUAUGACAUGUAAAUAAAGUAUUCGAGUAAUUGCACAGUAUGUGUCAGUGCAUGUGCACCUGAAUGUUUUUUUUUUCACUUUAAACCUGAAAAACGUUUGGAAUAUGUAGUACUUUACUUUUUAAAAAGCUGCAGAUAUCACUAAUUUUGCUUAAGUUGUGAUUAUUAAUAAGAACGGACUCCCUCUAUGUAGUCAUCUCAUUUUUGACCACUUUUAUGAUUACAGACUGAAUUACACUCCACUCAGUCCUGUUACCAUAAUAAUGAUAACUAAGAUGUCUUUUCUUCAAUUUUCUAGACUUAAGGUUGGUCUACAGGUGGCGGCAGUUAAGGCCCCAGGAUUUGGCGACAAUCGUAAAAACACUCUUCAAGACAUGGCCAUUUCCAUGGGUGGUGUGGUGUCUGAUGAUGAUGCUCUGGGAAGAAAACUUGAAAAUGUCUCAAUAGAGGAUCUUGGUGAAGUGGGAGAGGUGUUAAUCACCAAGGACGACACUUUGUUCUUGAAAGGCAAAGGAGAAAAAGAGGAUGUUGAAUCAAGGUGUGCUCAACUGAGGGAAGACUUGGAGAUGACAACAUCAGAAUAUGAAAAGGAGAAAAUAAAUGAAAGACUGGCCAAACUUUCUGAUGGUGUUGCCAUCUUGAAGGUAGGUAAUAGAAAUGUUUUUUCUAGUGCAUGACAGCACGGUUUUUACCUAACAGCAUGCUUCGGAAAUAGCACAUUUAGUAAAACUUUUAAGGAGGCUAACAACUUUUCUUUUUUGUGCAAUAACUUUACAACUUCAUAAGCUUUUGAAUUAAAAAACAGUAUAUUAUUGAUAAGGUCAACCCAAAGUGGUUUAUGGCUAUGCAAAUCUUCCAGCCAAAACGGAUUCUUAUCAGCCAUUGGUUAUUUUAGAUAUGGUUACUAUAUAUUUUUAAAAAUGACAUACGUAAUUCUUUUUUGAGGGUCACACUGUUUUCAGCUUGAAGAGAAGUUUAAGAGGUUGCACCCACGAUAUUAGCACAAGACGUAAUUUUUGACUUACACUCCUUGACAAUGUUUUUAUUAACUCGUUAAGCCCCAAGAGUGAUCAGCAUCAAAUUUCUCCUUGUAAUAUGAAUGCUUUGUAAAACAGAGUGGUCAUGAAAAUUACAGACAUGAUCACACAAGAUGAAGUUACUUGAUAUUUUAUCAACUUCUUCCCACUACCUCUGUAGGAAAUGAAUAGGGGCAACAAAUGAGAAUUCAAAUUUUGAUCUUAGGGUUUAAAGGGUUAGUGGUUGCGUCUUAUAGAUUGGUGGUUCCAGUGAGGUGGAAGUCAAUGAAAAGAAAGACCGCGUUACUGAUGCUCUUAAUGCCACAAGGGCUGCUGUGGAGGAGGGCAUUGUUCCAGGAGGAGGCGUUGCAUUGUUGAGAUGCAUCAAGAGCCUUGACAGCGUUACAACAGCUAAUGAGGAUCAGCAAAAGGGAGUGGAACUCGUCAGGCGAGCUCUUCGCAAGCCUUGUCAGACCAUUGCUGAAAAUGCUGGUGUAGAGUCAGCCCUCGUGGUCGAGAAGGUACAUUUAAUUGAGUACUAUUAAUGUUUGAACAUUUUAUAACAAGUUGAUUAUGCACUUUUGUUCUGUUGAUCGAAUGAAAACGCCAGACACAAAGGUAAGAAUCGUAUUUUAAUCACAUACACACACUCUCGAUCUAGAAUUAAAGUAAACAUGUUCGUUCGUUGGCACUCGGGCUUACAAUGUAAAAUAAGCAGAAAGAAAUCUAAAACAGCACUGAAAUUGAAUGGACACUCACUUCUACUCCAGCAUCCGUAUUUAGACAAAACAGUUCACACUUUACCCUUCUGGUUUUCUAGUUAGCAACUUCUGUCGAAUUAAAUUAAACAGAGUAUGUGCAGUAUAAACUUUAACAACGCAGGCGUGCACCUUUGAUUUUAAGGGGCUGUUUCAUGGUUGUCUAGUUCAUCUUUUUAAUAAUGCCAAUUACUUGUCCUUAUUCACUAUGGAGCUUGAGAAAUACAUGUAAAUGACAAUAUCAGAGGUUCGAGUAAAACAAAAUUGUUUCCCAAGCACUAUAUCAAACGUAACAAACGACAAAAAUGAACUUCGAAAAACUGUUAGCCUAGCAAGUUUUCAAAAACCACAAUUACAAUCUGUUUCAAUCUUUAAGUUUGCCAUCCGUGUUAGGCGUCCUUUUGUAUUCCCUGUGAUAUUUAUACCUUCGUUUCAUGUUUUAAGCAAUCAUUUUGAAGUUCCACUCAGUCUGGUAGCAGUUUUCACUGUUUGAAUUUAUAACUUUAGUGACACGGCUCCUUUAAAUAAUUAGACGGACUGUUCAGCAGAACAAACUCCACUCCAACUCUGAUGGUGAGUUCCGCACAGGUUGUUGGAACAUCACGUCUUUCCGGGAGAGAGACUGAGGAGGAAGGAUUGGCGCAGCCUUCUGUCCGGGAGGUCCCGAGUUCGAUUUUCAGGUGUGACCUCAAAUCCUUCUUUCGACUUCUCUCCUGUCCGUGUGGCUUUAAGUAGCUUUAAAUACCCGUAAAACUGAGCACUGAUGGGCAGGGGGGCGGGGGUAAAAUGAACCCACCGUCGGCCUCAGGUUUAUUAGUCAGAUCACUAUUUCAAUAAAAUAAGGAUUCUUUAUCUUUUUUUGCUUUGAGUAUGGCCACGUGGGUAUCAAUAACAUCUCUUUUUACCGAUUCUAGGUUUUCGAAAUGGAGGGUAACCAAGGCUACGACGCACUUAAUAACACUUAUGUAGACAUGAUCCAAGAGGGCAUCAUUGACCCAACAAAGGUAGUCAGAACUGCCAUCACAGAUGCUGCUGGUGUCGCGUCGCUCUUAACGACAGCUGAGACGGUCAUUGUUGAGAUGCCAAAGGAUGAGAAGGCUGACAUGGCUGGAAUGGCUGGAAUGGGAGGAAUGGGUGGAAUGGGAGGGAUGGGAGGAAUGGGAUUUUAA
Molecule: messenger RNA, 13673 nt
Organism: Porites evermanni
Lineage: Eukaryota; Metazoa; Cnidaria; Anthozoa; Scleractinia; Poritidae
Source: the annotation of a GenBank genome assembly